This is a messenger RNA of Ciona intestinalis (vase tunicate), 857 nucleotides long. NCBI's taxonomy places the organism in Eukaryota, Metazoa, Chordata, Ascidiacea, Phlebobranchia, Cionidae. The record is from RefSeq and is a predicted model, not a curated record.
UAUAGUGACAUCAUAAUGCCUCGAAGGAGUUCUCGAUUGUUGAGCAAACAAUCAACAGACAAUGAUAUAUGUAUGAACGAGAAGAAACAAGAAAAUAAUGAAAUAUCACAUGAACAUAAUAAUGACCAAGUAUCUAAUACAGAAUCAGAUGAUUUUAAUGGAAUUAGAAAUCCUGCAAGAUUAGAAAAUGUUGAAAAUGGAGACGAUUUUAAAGAUGAUAUUGAAUCAGAUGUUGACAUUGACAAACUAGCAGAUGAAAUUUCCGAUCAAAUUCUUGGAAAAUCGAAAAAAAAUUUACUAGCGAAUGAAUAUUUUUUUACUUACGAUGAAAACGAAGAGAAAGAAAUAAGGCCUUCAUCUGAAAUUGAAGUUGGUGAUAUAAUGGACGAUUGUUACAUCACAGUAACCCCAAAUGUAAACAAUGGAGUUAAAAUUCAGAUAGAAGAUACUGUGGCGAAGUCCGUUUUGACCCCUGGGUUUGAAUCUUUAACUCGUAUACCUUGUGCGGCAAGUAGAAGGUCCCAGGUCAAACAACGACGAUUAGAACGAAAGAAAACAAGCGGAAAGAAAUGGUUUAACAUGAAAUGUCCUGAAAUUACGGAAGAAAUUCGAAACGAUCUAAAGGUUCUUGAGAUGCGUUCUGUGCUCGAUCCUAAGCGAUUUUAUAAGCACAAUGACAGAAAGGGGACACCCAAGUUUUUUCAGAUGGGAAAAAUUAUGGACAAUUCUGCCGACUUUUAUUCGUCACGUGUUACGAAGAAAGAACGAAAAUCGACGCUCGUUGGCGAAUUACUUGCCGAUGCAAAAUUCAAGAAAUAUCAAAAACGAAAGUAAGUAAUUCUGUAAUUGUAUACGAG